Molecule: messenger RNA, 1263 nt
Organism: Kluyveromyces marxianus DMKU3-1042
Lineage: Eukaryota; Fungi; Ascomycota; Saccharomycetes; Saccharomycetales; Saccharomycetaceae
Gene: ARG1
Product: argininosuccinate synthase
Exons: 1
Coding region: 1-1263 (420 amino acids)
Biological process (GO): L-arginine biosynthetic process; urea cycle
Cellular component (GO): cytoplasm
Molecular function (GO): ATP binding; argininosuccinate synthase activity
Source: RefSeq, a predicted model, not a curated record
AUGUCUAAAGGUAAGGUUUGUUUGGCAUACUCCGGUGGUUUGGAUACCUCUGUGAUUUUGGCAUGGUUGUUGGAGCAAGGGUACGAAGUUGUUGCAUUCAUGGCCAAUGUUGGUCAAGAAGAAGACUUUGAGGCCGCAGAAAAGAAGGCUUUGCUUGUUGGUGCCACCAAGUUUGUUCUAGUGGACUGCAGAGAAGAAUUUGUCAAGGACGUUUUGUUCCCAGCUGUGCAAGUUAACGCUGUAUACGAAGAUGUGUACCUAUUGGGUACCUCUUUGGCCAGACCAGUGAUUGCCAAGGCCCAAAUUGACGUGGCCAAGCAAGAAGGUUGUUUUGCCGUUGCACACGGGUGUACCGGUAAGGGUAACGAUCAAAUCAGAUUUGAACUAGGGUUCUACGCCUUGAAGCCAGACGUCAAGGUCAUUGCUCCAUGGAGAGACCCAUCUUUCUUCAACAGAUUUGCUGGUAGAAAGGAUCUUUUGGCAUACGCUGCUGAGAAGAACAUUCCAGUGGUGCAAACUGCUUCCAAGCCAUGGUCUACCGAUGAGAACUUGGCCCACAUCUCCUACGAAGCCGGUAUUCUAGAAGAUCCAGACCAAACUCCACCAAAGGACAUGUGGAAGUUGAUCACCGACCCACAAGAUGCCCCAGACCAACCACAAGACUUGGACAUUGUGUUCGAAAAGGGUUUGCCAGUCAAGUUGACGUACAAGGAUGCCGAGUCCGGUAAGGAAAUCACAGCCACAACCCCAUUGGACAUUUUCUUGACCGCUGCCAAGUUGGCCAGAGCUAACGGUGUUGGCAGAAUCGACAUUGUCGAAAACCGUUACAUUAACCUAAAGUCCAGAGGCUGUUACGAACAAGCUCCAUUGUCCGUCUUGAGAAGAGCUCACGUCGACUUGGAAGGUUUGACUUUGGACAAGGAAGUCCGCCACUUGAGAGACCAAUUCGUCACCCCAACUUACUCCAGACUCUUGUACAACGGUUCCUACUUCACUCCAGAGUGCGAAUACGUCAGAUCCAUGAUCCAACCUUCCCAAAACACAGUCAACGGUACCGUCAGAUUGAGUCUAUACAAGGGUAACAUCAUCGUUCUCGGCAGAUACUCCACCACCGAAAACCUAUACAAUGCCGAUGAGUCCUCCAUGGACAUGCUAACCGGCUUUGAACCAACCGACACCACUGGUUUCAUCGCCAUUCAAGCCAUCAGAGUCAAGAAAUACGGUCAAUCAAAGGCUGACAAGGGCGAAGAACUAACCUUGUAA